GCCCGAUGUGGACAUGACAUCUCACGCUUGGGCUAGAUGUGGCUACUCCGUAGAGAUGCUUUAUGCACCACAAUUUGAAAUGAAAGAAACCUGAUUAAUGCCCGAAAUAAGUUGGCUCCCGGUUAGAAAUACGCGGUUCCCGAUGCAAUCCGGUUCUUGGUAAUGUGAACCAUAAAAGAAGAGUCUCAUCCGACUUGAAAUAUAUCAACCACACGCUUCUCACUUCUCACUCCGCAAACAGACACGCAACAGCCGCGACGACUUCUCCGUUCCCUAACAAGAGAUCAGAUAGCGCCAUAAGCAUGUCUUCAGGAGCCCCCACCCAAGAAGCCACCAACAACACCCCCGACUCCCCUAACCCGCGCCCCAAGCCCUCCAAGCUCGGUCAAAACAAGAACAACCAGCAACUCCAGAAGCAGCAAGCGCCUGUCUCCGACGACGAGGACGACCUGGAGGACAAACCGGAGCUGGCGCCCAAGCGGGCUGGCGGGCGCCGCAUGGUUCCCGUGCACCAGUCGCGCAUUGCGGACCGCCCUGCUAAAGUCGGCGAGAAGGACAGUUCGCUGAAGAUCAAGAUCGAGCUGGAUCUGGAAGUCGAGGUAGAGAUCUACGCAAGAGUCAAGGGUGAUGUGACGAUAGGGCUGAUGUAG
This is a messenger RNA of Aureobasidium pullulans EXF-150, 650 nucleotides long. RefSeq lists its product as uncharacterized. The transcript has 2 exons. NCBI's taxonomy places the organism in Eukaryota, Fungi, Ascomycota, Dothideomycetes, Dothideales, Saccotheciaceae. The coding region runs from base 303 to 650 and encodes 115 amino acids. The record is from RefSeq and is a predicted model, not a curated record.